UGGAGUUUGCUGUCUCACAUUGUACUUUUCUGGAUACUGGGGUAGGUUGUAGAGUUCACUACUGAGCUCAAUUUUAGUUGCAUGUCACACAUUACUGUGCCUCCCCUUUUUCUGAGACGUGUAUUAGAAAAGAGAUGAAAAUUGAUUUUUGGAGCGAUAAGUUAAUAAUGGACAUCACUAACAUUCACAAAGAAGAGAAACGCUUCAAAAUUCAAAUAUAAUCAUAGAAUUAUUUUAUCUCCGACAAAAAAAAAAAACAUCUUACCAAGGACAGUUCCUUUUUAGCCCUGAAGAAGGGACUUGUAUGUCCCAAAAUAUUGGAUACAUAUAAGACCACAGAUUACCAGAAUUUUCAACUCUGAUAUAUAACUCACAUCAAUAUAGCAACACACUACUUAUACAUACUGGAUUGUAAGACUGGAAUAAGCAGAUGAACUUUAAGAGGAAACAGUUGGAGUUUUAUCUUAUCUACCGACAUGAUAUACUUUAUGUGUAUAUAUAAUCCCAUUAUAAACAUGACAAAUUGAACAAAACAAAUACAAUAGUCAGUUCUGAAGUGAUUCUCAAUGAUUGGCAGAUGGCUGUAAAUCGUACCAAAAAAUCUUAUUGAUUAUUUUUCCAGUACAAAACACCAAUCACAGAUGACUAAAAGCAUGAAGAAAGGAUGAGAACUUCUGCUUACUUUCAUAAAAAAUAUUUAUCUAUUUUUUAUCAAUUCCUUAUGUCAAAAUACAAAAAUAAAAUAAAAUAAAAUAAAAUAAAUGUAAAGGAAAAGAAUAAAUAAAGAAGCGAAGAAAGAGAAAAGGAAAUGAUAAUCUUUAACAUAUUUUUAAAAGCUCUUUCCUAAUACGCAUAACAGAAACAGUGGGAUAUUUUAUUUUUGCCUAGUUUGCUUUUGGUAGUAUACAUGCUGUCUGCUGUAAGAAUAAGAAAUGUUAAUUUCUCAUAGUUAUGACAAAUUUAUAUUUAAUCGUUCAAAGGCUGUCCUCAGUUCAUUGGCUGUUGCUGGAUUUGUACUGUAAAUCCUCUCUUUUAAGUAUUCCCAUAAUAAUAAGUCUAACAGUGUGAGGUCCAGUGAACACAAAGAGUAUUCUACUGUACAUUUUUGUCUGAUUCACCAGAUUCUUCUUCAAAAAAUAGAGAAGAAAAAAUAUAAUACAAGAAGUAUAGAUGAAAAUUGGAAUAAUUCCUUAAAAAGAUAUCAGUGAGCAAACUGUAAAAAAGAUGAACUUUCGGAGAAAAGUGUCUUCAAUAAGAAAAUUUAAUUCAACACUUGUAAUUUUAUUCAUCCUUAUUAUGAUAGUAAUAAUGUUUACUAGCAGGAAAAGAAAGUCAAUACCAAUGUUAAAAUCAGAAUUUGUAAGGAAAACUUUCAUGACACUAUCAAAUCGCAAAGUUGAUUCUUUUAACUGUGCCAAGAUUUAUGAUAACGAUUUUCGAACAUCACCUGAAUUAGAGAAGGAAGCAAAGAAAUAUCCACAUCCUGCACAAGACUUGUUGAAGCUGUCAGCAAACUGCUCAAGGUUUAUAACUGAAAGAGGAUACUUCAUGAACAGUAUGACAAUAGAAGAGGAAUCGUUCCCAAUUGCCUAUGGAAUAUUCUUUUAUAAUCAAGUCACACAAAUGGAACAACUUCUAAGAGCAAUAUACCGUCCACAGAACAUAUAUGUCAUCCAUCUGGACCAAAAAGCUGCCAUUCAUGACUACCAUGUUGUCAAAUCAAUUACUGAAUGCUUCCCAAAUGUGUUUCUAAGCAGUAAAAGAUUUAAUAUAAAGUGGGGUGAUUUUAGUCUUGUUGAAGCAGAUCUGGUAGUGAUGAGAGAUUUGUUGCGCUUUUCAUCAUGGCGUUAUUACAUUAAUCUCUGUGGAAUGGACUUCCCUUUAAAAACUAAUCUUCAGAUAAUCAGGUUUCUUCGAGGACUUAAUGGCGAAAAUAUUGUCGACCUUGACUUCAGAAGUUGGAUACAUAGAUGGAGGAGAGCAUUAAAACAGAAACCGGUACCACACAAUAUCACUUUAGCUAAAGGGUCACAUUACGUUGCAGUAACUCGAGACUUUAUAAACUAUACAGUCAAUAACCAAAUUGCUCAGGAAUUAAUAAAUUGGCUAAGAAACACAACUAUUCCAGAUGAAUCUGUAUACCCCACCAUUUUUUAUAAUACACAUAUUGGAUCACCACAUCCUUAUAAUAGUUCAUAUUCUCAGAUUUACAAACUGGCAAAACAUGUUGUUUGGCAAACAGAAAAUAAAGACAAAAAUAUAUGUUACGGAUCUUAUAGACGUGCUGUAUGUGUUUUUGGACUUCAAGACCUCAAACGAAUUACUUUAGAAAAAUAUCUGUUUGCAAACAAAUUCUAUAGAAACUUACCAUAUGCCUGCUUGGAAGAAUGGCAUUUUAAUAAAACACGUGAUGAAUAUUUGAAUCUGGUCAACAACAUGCCCCUACAGAGUAACUGGUGGGGAUGGUGGAAAAGGAUAAAAGAAUGGGAUUACAGGAAACAAUGUAAUGAUUAAAUCCUAUCAGAGUCAUGUUAGUAAUUUAAACACCCACCAACACCACCAUCAUGAACAUCAUCAUUACCACCACACCACCAUCACCACCAUCAUCGUCAGUAUUGUUAUCACUGCUUGCACAUCUACUUUUCCAUGCUUGUAUGAAUCAAAUGAAAUUUGUCAAGACAGACUUAUGGUAGAAAGAUCUUCCUGUCACCACCCCUGAUCUGUUCACAAGCAACAUGACAUUUUCCCUUAAUCAGGACAUAUUUUUCGAUGGUUAAUUGCAACAUUGUUUUGCUAUAUCAGUAGAGGCUGGUUUUGUCUCUGCAUGUGGUUGCUGAUGAAAACUCACUAUUGACAAAGUCCAAAGAAGCAGAAAUAUGUAUUUACUGAGACAACUCUAAUUGUCAUGACACAAAACAUUGUUUAUUAAGUAUCAUCCAAUCAAUGCGCAUGAUUCUAUCAUGUGAUGUUUUUCCCUCCCACAUUGUUUAUUAUUUAAGCUUAUGUUGAUUCAUCGGGAGGCACUUUAUCAAGAGACAUUAGAUAUACAUCAACUCAGUGUUGUGGAUUUACUCUUUUCACCUGAGCAUGCUUACUGUGGUACAGAUGGUUCAUUUUGCAUUGUGGACAGUUGAAGUUACAGUUUUCCAUUUUGCACUUCAGUUUGGAAUUGUUGCAAUGUUUUCUUUGUUCAUUUAUGAAGUUAUCAUCUGAGCACAAUGUUAUUUGUCUUGCUGCUGGAUGAAUUUUGUCUGCUAUUGGUAAUAUAUUUCUAUGGGUUUUUUUUUCAACACUAUACGUCUGUAAGAGAUGCUAUCUCAAAGAUAGAUACUGCAGUUUAGCAGGCUUCUAAAAGUAUCUGCUUUAAAUACAAUACACAAAUUGCUACUUUGAACUAAUACUGCUUUGGUUGCUCACAAUGAAUACACACAAAAGUUCAUAGGCUGACCAAGAUACUCUCAUGGAAUGUGACCAUGUAUGUGUAUGGUCUCUUUCUGUCUGGCUCUAAGCGAUGAAGCCAUUGGCAGAGGAAACAUUCAAGGAAACUAUCUGGAUCUACCUCAAACAAUGUCAGAUUUUCCCCUGAUGUGAUCAGCCUGGUGCACUUUUCAUCAGCUGUCAGAAGACAUGGCACCCACCAAACAGAAACCUUCGUCAUGCCAAGUUAAUUGUGAAGAAUAUUCUCAACUUUCACACAAGAUAUAUUAACAUUGGCUAUUCGAUUUAUAUUCAAUUGCCUGUCAUUCAUCACUGUGUGGUGAACACAAUCAAUAUUUUCCUUGAUGGUAGCUGCUGCAGGACAUCCAGACCUUGGGUCAUCUUCAAGACCCUCUUUUCCUCUCCUAAAUGCAACUGCUCACUUUUGCGCUGUUGAUAAAGCUGGGGUGUCAUCCCCUAAUGUAGCAACCAUGUCAGCAUUAAUGUCCUUAGGACUAAACCCUUUUUCUGCAGAUACUUGAUAACACCAUGGUGCCAAAUUUUCCCCAUUUCAAGAGAAAUCACAACUAGUUACUUUUGAAGCCUUCUUUGAACAGUGAGAUGUCAGUUUACCUGGAGAGAAACAAUGCAGUUAUUAAUAAAAAGGGGUUAAAAUUAAUACAUGCAAGAUUUCACAGCUCUAGUAUCACUCCUUCAUGGUAAGCCUAUGAACUUUUCAGCCCACCCACAUAUGUGUGUAUUUAUAUAGACAUAUAAAUAUAUACAUACAUGUAUGCAUACACACACACACACACAUACGUACAUAUAUGGUACAUAUAUAUUUGUGUGUGUGUGUGUGUGUGUCCUUAUCUUGACAUCAUGGAUUAUAAGCAAUAAUUAUAAACAAGCAUCACCAUCAUAAAUGCCAAGUGAUGUUCCAUGAAAACAUAUCAUGUCAUGCUUCGAAACAGGUGAGGGUUGGCCACAAGAAUAACAUCCAGCAAUAGACAAACCUGCUUCAAUAAAAUCCACCUGAUCUAUGCAAGCAUGGAACAUUAAAGACAACGAUGAUGAUGAUGCUGAUGGAGAAUCCUUUUGAAUACAGUUUUGGUGUAAGUAAUUAUAAAACUGAAACAGUUAUCAUUACUGUAUCCACUACUUAUGAAAUAAAAGUAAAUGCAACAAGUUUCAAAGGGAUGUUAAGACAAUAAAUACUGUGACGUCAUUAUUUAUUUUCAAAAGAUUAUCUCAGAUCUUGAAACUACAAUAUGGGGUAAAUUAAAUAUAAUUAGCUUCUUUUUUUUAUCAAGAGGGUUGUUAUUUUGGUCCAUCUAUUAACAGAAUCGAGCUUCACACAGCUGAUUGACUAUGAUAGCAAUGCAAAGCAAGCCUCCAUAGAUACACUACAGAACAGAAAAAAGCCAGCUUACAACACUAAAUCUCUGAUGAUUUCCCGAUGAAGAAUUCCUAACCCCAAAAUAUCAUAACACAAACCAUUGGCUUGUAUCAGGUUGAAUAAAAAGUAAGCAAUGUUUUGAAACACGAAAUUCAUCACAAUAUAUUUCAACAAUGCGGAAAUGUUAUUCAUCAAAGUAACUACCAUUACAAUCAACACAUUUUUGCUAAUGAGUUACAUGUUUGUUUAUUCCGGUAACAUAAAUAAAAAUCUGGAGUUCUGGAGCUGAUGAACUCUUUGAAUGCACUUUCA
Molecule: messenger RNA, 5125 nt
Organism: Octopus bimaculoides (California two-spot octopus)
Lineage: Eukaryota; Metazoa; Mollusca; Cephalopoda; Octopoda; Octopodidae
Product: beta-1,3-galactosyl-O-glycosyl-glycoprotein beta-1,6-N-acetylglucosaminyltransferase 3
Cellular component (GO): membrane
Molecular function (GO): acetylglucosaminyltransferase activity
Source: RefSeq, a predicted model, not a curated record